Molecule: messenger RNA, 1632 nt
Organism: Penicillium antarcticum
Lineage: Eukaryota; Fungi; Ascomycota; Eurotiomycetes; Eurotiales; Aspergillaceae
Product: glycosyl hydrolase family 79 C-terminal domain-containing protein
Exons: 3
Coding region: 1-1632 (543 amino acids)
Source: RefSeq, a predicted model, not a curated record
AUGCUUAUCCCUUUGCUCCUAGGAGCCACCGUCGUGGUGGCAAUACCAGCAAAUGUUGAGCGAGAUGCAUCAUCUGCUAUUCCUGUUAGUGAAAAAGUCCCUCAAACAGCAGGAACAGCCAUCUUGAAUCCAUUUGUAGCAUUUUCGAUUGAAUUCUCUUCUUUCCCCGAUUUUGCUGGCAACUCUUCCCUACCAAAUCAGUUCUCCAAGAAUCUGCUCGACAAUCUUGGUAAGCUCCAAGGUAGAAAGCCGCAUAUUCGUGUUGGUGGAAACACCCAGGAUCUGGCCUUGUACGAUCCAGACCUGAAAACAGGUAUCCAGGGAACAUACGUCCCAGCUGUGUCUGAAGAUUAUCCAUCUAUCAUCUCAUAUGGACCCUCAUACUUCGAGUCAUACUCGACCUGGCCGGGCGUCAAAUUUAGUCACGGCUUCAACAUGGGCGAAAAUGGCACUGUGGGCAUAGAUAAUCUCAUUGCUACCGUACCACUGGCAUGUAAAGCCCUGAAAGACGGCAAACUGGCCUACUGGGAGAUCGGAAAUGAGCCAGAUCUUUUCAAGACAACUACACCGAACAGUGUACGACCUACGAGUUGGAUAGAGAGUGACUAUGUGACCGAGUGGCUGGCUAAGGCGCAAAUUGUCAAGCGUCAGCUCAAGAAGAGUUGCCCUGAGAUGGCAAAAGAUGCCGAGUACAAGUAUCUUGCGCCGUCAUUUGCAGGACUGACGAACAGUUUGGAUCCGCUUAAGACUUGGCAAAAUGGACUUGAUACAGAUCACAAUAUUGGGUUGAACUCCAUGCACAACUACAUCGGUGGUGCAGAUCAACCAGGUGUCACCCUCCGACACACCCUCAUGAACCACACUUCGACUGCACACAGCGUCAACCAGCAUGCCAAUCUUUCCCAAGUGCUCAACUCACAAGGCCUGACCAAGAAUAUCCCCUAUAUUCUUGGCGAGACCAAUUCGCUCUACCAUCAAGGCAAACCGGGACUAUCCAACUCAUUCGGCGCAGCACUCUGGGGUGUGGACUUCAAUCUCUAUUGCGCGUCACAAAGCAUCCAGCGAACACAUAUGCACCAGGGCACAGACUAUCGCUAUGCAUCCUGGCAGCCUGUCCAAACCAACAAGACAACCAUUGGAACCAAGGCACCUUACUACGGCAACGCAAUGGUCGCCGCAAUGCUGAGAAGCAACAAGGACAGCGACAAUGUCCAGGUUGUCAAUCUCCCCUUAUCGGAAGAGACAGAGGCUGCUUAUGCGGCAUAUAUCAACGGUAACCUGGCCAGAAUUGCAGUGGUCAAUCUGCAAGAAUACAACUACACAACUACGAACUCGGACUCGGAUUCGCUAUCGGAUUCGCCUUCAGCCUCGACGCAGCGACCCGUGGCAAAGUACACUUUCCAGCUCCCUGCAACCUCGGCAAAGUCGCUAUCCGUCCAACGGUUGAUGGCAAAUGGCACCGACUCCAUUACAGGCAUCACCUGGGACGGUUGGUCAUAUAACUAUGAACUCCAGGGCGGGGAGCCUGUGCGGCAGUCCAAUGUCACGAUUGGUGAAUCGCUGUCCGUGAGCAAGAAAGGGAUGAUUGAGAUUGAAGUCCCUUAUUCCAGUGGUGCGAUGAUCAGUCUGUAG